CAUUCACAGUGCAGGUUUGGAGUCGAUCCAGGAUGCAGUCCUACCUCGCUCUGCUGCUGGGGAUCGUGGCCUCUGCUGCUUCAGUGGAAUGGAGGCGUCCGGUGAUCAAGUUCAACUCUAAGGUGGUGCAGAGUUCUGAGUUGGUGGUCAGACCCGGGACCCCUCUGAAUCUGAGGUGUGAGGGCGACGGACCCGUGAACUGGCAAACGAGGCUCGCCAAACACAGACGCUUCGUGUCCAGGGGCAACGGGAAAGUCCGCACCCUAAAGGUGGAACGUCCCUCUGCAGAAUUUACGGGAACAUACAAGUGUGUUUACACGGCGGGGUCGCAGAAACUCAGCUCCUCAGUGCAUGUGUACGUAAAAGAACCAAACCGUGCAUUCUGGACCAGCAGCACGUCCCUACGGGUAGUGAAGAAGGAGGGUGAGGACCACCUGCUGCCCUGCCUGCUGACCAAUCCGGCAGCCACAGACUUGGGCCUCCGCAUGGACAACGGCACCUCCGUGCCACCAGGCAUGAACUUUACAGUUUACCGGCACCAUGGUAUUCUCAUCCAGAGGCUUCACCCAGGAUUCAAUGCUGACUAUGUCUGCACAGCCAGGGUCAGCGGAGUGGAAAUGAUCUCCAAAGCCUUUUCCAUCUACGUCAUUCAGAAGCUUCGUUUCCCUCCAUACGUACUCUUGGAGACAGAUGAAUAUGUGCGCAUUGUUGGGGAGGAACUCAAGAUUCGCUGCACAACACACAACCCCAACUUCAACUACAACGUCACCUGGAAAUACACCACCAAGUCGAAACCAACAAUCGAGGAGAGGGUUCGCUCUGGUGGAGAAAAUCGCCUGGACAUCGAGAGCAUACUGACCAUCCCUGCUGUGGACCUUACAGACACAGGGAACAUUUCCUGCUUUGGCACUAAUGAAGCCGGGGUGAACAGUUCAUCGAUUUACCUGCUGGUUGUGGACGAUGCCUACAUCAGGCUGCUGCCCCAGCUGUCCCCUAAACUAGCCCAUCAGGGUCUUUCUGUGGAAGUGAACGAGGGAGAAGACCUGGAGCUGACCGUGCUCAUUGAAGCAUACCCAGAGAUUACAGCGCACAGAUGGCACACCCCAACACCUCCCAACACGUCCACACAGGAGCACAAGCUCAUCAGAUACAACAACAGAUACCAUGCUACGCUAAAGCUUAAGAGAAUGAAUGCACAGGAGCAGGGGAUAUACACCUUCUAUGCCAAGAGCGACUUGGCCAAUGCAUCCAUCACAUUCCAAGUCCAAAUGUAUCAGAGACCUGUUGCUGUGGUGAGAUGGGAGAACACAACCACCCUCACCUGCACCUCAUUCGGCUAUCCUGCCCCCAAAAUCAUCUGGUACCAGUGUUUUGGGAUACGGCCUACGUGCAAUGAAAACACCACAGGGCUGCAGCUGGCGAUCCCUCUCCAGGCUCCCACCGUGGAGGUCCAGAGGGAGGAGUACGGGGCUGUGGAGGUGGAGAGCGUCCUCACUGUGGGGCCAUCCAGCCGGAGGAUGACUGUCGAGUGUGUGGCCUUCAACCGUGUCGGCGUCAGCAGCGACACUUUUGCCAUGGAGGUUUCUGAAAAACUCUUCACCUCCACCUUGACUGGAGCAGCAGGCAUUCUGACUAUCCUCCUUGUGCUACUGGUUUUUCUGUUAUACAAAUAUAAGCAGAAACCCAGGUAUGAGCUCCGCUGGCAGAUCAUUGAGGCAAGAGAUGGAAACAACUACACCUUCAUUGACCCCACUCAGCUGCCUUACAAUGAGAAGUGGGAGUUCCCAAGAGACAAGCUGAAGCUAGGCAAGAUCCUGGGCGCAGGAGCUUUUGGAAAGGUGGUUGAGGCCACAGCCUACGGUCUGGGAAUAGAAGACAAUAAAUUGCGUGUAGCUGUGAAAAUGUUAAAAGACAGUGCCCAUUCAGAUGAAAGGGAAGCCCUGAUGUCUGAACUGAAGAUCCUGAGUCACCUGGGACACCACAAGAACAUCGUCAAUCUCCUGGGAGCCUGCACCUAUGGAGGACCAGUGCUGGUGAUCACAGAGUACUGCAGCCUCGGCGACCUCCUGAACUUCCUUCGCCAGAAGGCAGAGACGUUUGAGAAGUUUGUUAUGAGCAUCCCCGACAUUACGGAGGGCUCUAAUGACUACAAGAACGUCUGCAUGGAGAGACAGUUUAUUAGAAGUGACAGCGGGAUCUCCAGUACAUUUUCAAGCAGUUACUUAGAGAUGAGACCUAGCAGGGUGCCCAAUAUGGAAUCAUCUACAGACUGUGUGUGUGAGGAGACAGGUGACUGGCCGCUGGACAUUGACGACUUGCUGAGAUUUUCCUUUCAAGUGGCUCAUGGCCUUGACUUUUUGGCUGCCAAAAACUGUAUUCAUAGAGACGUGGCUGCUAGGAAUGUCCUCUUGACUGAUCACAGAGUUGCCAAGAUAUGUGACUUUGGCCUGGCACGGGACAUCAUGAAUGACUCCAACUAUGUGGUGAAGGGCAAUGCCCGUCUGCCAGUGAAGUGGAUGGCUCCAGAGAGCAUCUUUGACUGUGUCUACACCGUCCAGAGUGACGUCUGGUCCUACGGCAUCCUCCUGUGGGAGAUCUUCUCUUUAGGCAAGAGCCCGUACCCCAGCGUGGCUGUGGACUCCAGGUUCUACAAGAUGGUGAAGCACGGCUACCAGAUGUGCCAACCCAACUUCGCCCCGGCUGAGAUCUACACGAUCAUGAAGAUGUGCUGGAAUCUGGAGCCCACAGGGCGUCCGACGUUUAGCAAGAUCAGUCAGAUGAUAGAAAGAUUACACGGGGAGCAACCCGAGCAAGGGCGGCUUAUCUACCAGAAUUUGCAGCAGCAGGUCACGGAAGGUGAAGUGAGUGAAGAGCCCAAGUGCUGUGCCGGCCCCUGUGACCAGUCUUGUGACCACAGAGAAGAGGAGCUUCCUCUGAUGAAGACUAAUAACUACCAGUUUUGUUGAAAUCCCGAGCAUCAGCAAGCAUCAGAAAGUGGGAGCAGCUGUAGUUCGUGGCCAGAGAACCACAGCUGGUUCUUCUAGCCGCCAGGCAGUCGCAGAGAGUUGCCUUCACAGCUAUUUUCUGCCUGCUGUGUUUGCUCGCCAGCCAGACAAGCAGCUGCAGCAAGCAUGUGACUUGCUUCUUUGCAGACCAUGACUAGUAAUGACCACGUCUAGGAGGAAGAGGAGGAAACAUGUCAACAAACUGCACAAGCGUCCAAAGCUGUGCCAUAUCCUAAACAUCGCUCCUUCUGAUAUGUAUUUGAGGUAUAAUCUGUUAUCCAAAGGAGAAUGUGUGCGUGUUCUUAAUGAUGUAUUGUGCACUGUGUUUAUUCCUAUUUCAUAUUACUUCCUCAUGAUUGUCAUUGUUGAGAUUUCAGCCACAUUUGUCAGCAGGUUCAAUUUUUGUAUGGUUUCUCAGACGAAGCAACACAAGUCACAAAUACUACGUGACUGCUCAACUUUAUGCGCUCCAGACAAGUUAGGUUUUAUUCUCUGAUCACCUUACAGUUCUUCGACUUCUAAACAGAGCUAGUGUGUGUUUUAAUAUGCUGAAUCAACCAUGGAGAGGCAAACAAUGACCAUGUUGUUUUCCUCUCUGUGCUUUGGUCAUAGCUGUAUUUCUUGAGACACACUUAAUGCAGCUGUAAGUCGGAGGAAACAUGUGAUUGUUCCACUUCAACUUAAUACAUUAAGCAGUGCUCUGUGUGAUGUAGGAGCAGGAAAUACAACACAUCUGUGGAUCUCUUGUGGAUGAGACAAACAAUGUUACAUGACAAUGUGAAACCCUUUUUUUUCUUCUUUUUAGGAGCACAACUUAAUCUUAAUUUCCUGUAGAAUAAGACGAGUGUUAGGAAGUAAACCUCACAUACGCCUAUAAUGUAGCAGUCAGCCUACACUGCCAACUGUUUGAAGACUUUAGAACAACAUGUCUGCCAUGUGAGCGACACACACUGCCAAUCUGGAUGACUCCAGGCCUUGCAUACGAGUGAAUCAUGAGUGACAUGUCAGAUAUUGUAUAUAUCUCAUCAUGUAAAUCAAGAAUUAUCUUUAUAUUUGCUGGAAUUUUGUAGAGUAUAUGGUAGUUCAUCAGUAUGUCAUGUUGUGUGUUUGUUGUGUGCAAAUGAGGCAAUCAGUGCAAAAGCUGCAAAUUAAAUCACUGAAAAACUACAGAGGCUUUGAAUGAAGCUUUACCAUUUAAAUUUCAGAAUGUAACGUUUUUAUAUACUAAGAGAUUAUGAUAUUUUAUAUGACAGCUAUUUUGAGUUUUUCUUUGUUGUACCUCACUGAGCUUUACUGUCUUUAUGUUUGUCUCUCCUCACUUCCCUUUUUGUAUUGGAUAACGUCCACUCUGUAUUUCCUCUGGAACAUUUCCCACAGUAUCUGUCAACAUUGCAACUCCGACAUCUUUGGAGGGAAGUAUUCAUCCCGCCGCCGAGAUUACGGAAAGUCUAAGUGCUUUUUUCCCGUUGUGUGGUUUCAGCUAAAAUCAUAUUUUGUUUUGAAGGAGCCGACCACUUAUGGACACUUCUAUGGUUCAUUUUGAACAAGUCUCUGUUUAGUUCUCCAUCAAGAAACUAAAAUAUUACAAAGUUUAAGUAAAGCAUGUGCCUUUGUUGCUCUGCACGCGUGUCUUCAUCUGUUCUUUCCUUCAGUUGCCUCAGAAGGAUUUAUUUCUAAUAACUGUGGCAUUUUGUCGUCAUCAUGUCGAUAAUCUUAUCAGCGACAGACAAAAAACGAAUAUUCCCGGGCUUUAUGUCGACGUUUCUCCUCAAAAUUCAGUUUUUCAGGAAUGUAAAGUACAAAUCCUGAACUAAAUUGUACUGCGCUACAAUAAGUGAAGAUUUAGACUGUAAAAUGUAUGUGUUUUGUUGGUGGUUCACUGUAAUUUGAAUGAUGUUAAUUCAAUUAUGCCAAUCUGUUGAAGUUUCUUGAGAAUAAAAAAAAAAUUAAAAGUCAA
Pseudoliparis swirei is the source of this 4962-nucleotide messenger RNA. It is a transcript of the gene csf1ra, whose product is annotated as colony stimulating factor 1 receptor, a. The transcript has 21 exons. Gene Ontology annotation, molecular function: macrophage colony-stimulating factor receptor activity; cytokine binding; ATP binding. Gene Ontology annotation, biological process: protein phosphorylation; positive regulation of kinase activity; osteoclast differentiation. The record is from RefSeq and is a predicted model, not a curated record. Gene Ontology annotation, cellular component: signaling receptor complex; CSF1-CSF1R complex. Lineage: Eukaryota; Metazoa; Chordata; Actinopteri; Perciformes; Liparidae. The coding region runs from base 33 to 2966 and encodes 977 amino acids.